GCUGCCAUGAGCCUCUGGGUGGACAAGUACCGGCCCUGUUCCUUGGGACGGCUGGACUAUCACAAGGAGCAGGCGGCCCAGCUACGCAACCUGGUGCAGUGCGGUGACUUUCCUCACCUGUUAGUUUAUGGACCAUCAGGCGCUGGGAAAAAGACAAGAAUAAUGUGUAUUCUGCGUGAGCUGUAUGGCGUUGGAGUGGAGAAGCUGAGAAUUGAACAUCAGACCAUCACAACUCCAUCUAAAAAGAAGAUUGAAAUCAGCACCAUUGCAAGUAAUUAUCACCUUGAAGUUAAUCCCAGUGAUGCUGGCAACAGUGACCGGGUGGUGAUUCAAGAGAUGCUGAAAACGGUGGCGCAGUCUCAGCAGCUCGAGACAAGCUCUCAGAGAGACUUCAAAGUGGUUUUGCUGACAGAGGUAGACAAGCUCACCAAAGACGCUCAGCAUGCCUUGCGCCGAACCAUGGAGAAGUACAUGUCCACCUGCAGGUUGAUCUUGUGCUGCAAUUCCACCUCCAAAGUGAUAGCACCCAUUCGUAGUAGGUGCCUGGCGGUCCGUGUGCCCGCGCCCAGCAUUGAAGAUAUUUGCCACGUGCUGUCCGCCGUGUGCAGGAAGGAAGGCCUGACCCUUCCCGCGGAGCUGGCGCGCAGACUGGCGGAGAAGUCCCGUCGCAACCUCCGGAAGGCGCUCCUGAUGUGCGAGGCGUGCCGCGUGCAGCAGUAUCCUUUCACUGCGGACCAGGACAUCCCCGAGACGGACUGGGAGGUGUACCUGAGGGAGGCGGCCAACGCCAUCGUCAGCCAGCAGAGUCCACAGAGGCUCCUGGAAGUUCGCGGAAGACUCUACGAGCUUCUGACUCACUGUAUUCCUCCUGAGAUAAUAAUGAAGGGCCUCCUUUCAGAACUCCUGCACAACUGUGAUGGACAGCUGAAGGGGGAGGUGGCCCAGAUGGCGGCCUUCUAUGAACAUCGCCUGCAGCUGGGCAGCAAAGCCAUCUACCACCUGGAAGCAUUUGUGGCCAAGUUCAUGGCUUUGUAUAAGAAGUUUAUGGAGGACGGCUUGGAAGGCAUGAUGUUCUGACCCCUGUCAGAUGGUCUUGCAGAUACCAGUCUCAGUGUUUACGUGGGGUGUCUCGGAAGCACAGUGGGUGAAAUAAAUGAACUCUGCUUAACCGAUUUUUUGUGUGUGG
Trichechus manatus latirostris (Florida manatee) is the source of this 1186-nucleotide messenger RNA. It is a transcript of the gene RFC3, whose product is annotated as replication factor C subunit 3. The record is from RefSeq and is a predicted model, not a curated record. The coding region runs from base 7 to 1077 and encodes 356 amino acids. Gene Ontology annotation, cellular component: nucleus; DNA replication factor C complex. The transcript is spliced from 9 exons. NCBI's taxonomy places the organism in Eukaryota, Metazoa, Chordata, Mammalia, Sirenia, Trichechidae. Gene Ontology annotation, molecular function: DNA binding; DNA clamp loader activity; ATP hydrolysis activity. Gene Ontology annotation, biological process: DNA-templated DNA replication; DNA repair.